Linum tenue is the source of this 822-nucleotide messenger RNA. NCBI's taxonomy places the organism in Eukaryota, Viridiplantae, Streptophyta, Magnoliopsida, Malpighiales, Linaceae. The record is from the annotation of a GenBank genome assembly.
AUGCUUUUCUUCUUCUUCUUCUUCCUUCACCUGGCCUUCACUUCUUCCUUCCUCCCGCCAUGUCUCGCCUCUAGGCCAUCGCCAAAAUCAAUUACCAAUUCCAGCCGCGUGGUGUUCAGGUGCGGAGAACAAUCAUCACUCAGCUCUUCCAGAAACUUCGAGUACUUCCCCGGGAAGCCGCGGUGGCGGAGGCAGGAGGCCCCGGCGAGGCUUUCGUAUGCGUUCUCGCCGGACAACACGAUCGACUACCUCUCCCCGUCCGACGUCCGGCGAUCCUUCCGCCGCGCCUUCGGGCGCUGGAGCGCGGUGAUCCCGGUGAGCUUCGCGGAGGCGGAGGAGUACGGCUACGCCGACAUCAAAAUCGGGUUCUACAGCGGGGACCACGGCGACGGGGAGCCCUUCGACGGCGUCCUGGGGGUGCUGGCCCACUCUUUCUCGCCGGAGAGCGGGCGGUUCCACCUCGACGCGGCGGAGAGGUGGGCCGUGGAUUUUCGAGCGGAGAAGUCAAAGGUUGCUGUUGACUUGGAAUCGGUGGCGGUCCAUGAGAUCGGACACGUGUUGGGCCUGGCCCACUCGUGGGCCCGGGAUGCCGUGAUGUUUCCGAGCUUGAAGCCCAGGAAGAGGAAAGUGGAGCUCAGCCUCGACGACAUACGGGGCGUUCAGGCGCUCUAUGGCUCCAACCCCAACUUCACCGUCGGAUCUUUGUCCGAGUCCGAUAUUUCCACGAAUCGUGCCGUUGGCGUUGCUUGGCUCGGUUCCUCUCAACGGCUGCGAUUGCUUGCUCUCUGCUCUUCCUUUCUGUUGCUUUCUCUGCAACUAUAA